Molecule: messenger RNA, 3846 nt
Organism: Salarias fasciatus (jewelled blenny)
Lineage: Eukaryota; Metazoa; Chordata; Actinopteri; Blenniiformes; Blenniidae
Gene: amotl2a
Product: angiomotin like 2a
Exons: 11
Coding region: 282-2420 (712 amino acids)
Biological process (GO): regulation of cell migration; establishment of cell polarity involved in ameboidal cell migration; hippo signaling
Cellular component (GO): plasma membrane; cytoplasmic vesicle; bicellular tight junction
Source: RefSeq, a predicted model, not a curated record
CCAGCCGCAGCGAACAAUCGGCUCUCAGUUAUUUAUUAGAGGCUCGCAGCUCCGCUCCGCUCCUCAGUCCGCAGCAGCAGCCCGGCGGCGCGCACAACACGCUCCCCGCGCGAGAAUACAUGGAGCGCAGGAGCGAGGGAAACCCCUGCUUUUAUUCCUGCUACGGAGGCGCGACGAUAUUCAAUAAACGCUGAAGACCAAGGGUUUUGAUCUGUGAUUCCUCACACACAGCAAGACUUGGGUCAAUUAAAAAACAAAAAACUUAUUUCUCACUGACUGAAAUGAGAACUGCUGAGGACUCAUCUGGAACGGUCCUGCACCGUCUCAUCCAAGAGCAGCUCCGCUACGGAAACCUGGCAGACACCCGCACUCUCCUCGCCAUCCAGCAGCAGGCCCUGCGAGGAGGUGGUGGCGGCAGCAGCAGCAGCGGCGGGGGAGGCACCGGCAGUCCCCGCUCCUCUCUGGAAAGCCUGACUCAGGAGGAGACCCAGUGCGUCCAGAUGUCAGCAAGACAGGAGCCCCAAGGCCAGGAGCACCAGGGGGACUGCCUGCACUCCGAGAGCCCCGUGUGCCACCUGUACCAGCUCCACGGCGAGGAGCUGCCCACCUACGAGGAGGCCAAGGCUCAUUCCCAAUAUCUGAUCUCCCAGAAAGGACGGACGGAGCGGGAGGGCUCCAGCGGGGACGCCAUGGGCAGCGAGGGACAGUGGGACCUGAAGAGAGAGCACGCUCGGUCUCUGAGCGAGAGGCUCAUGCAGCUCUCUCUGGAGCGAAAAGGACUCGGAGACAGUGUGGCGAUGAGCUCCUCUCACAGCUAUCCACAGCUGUAUAACAACGUCACGGCCGCCGUGACACAGGCGCCCGAGAGACAGGGAGCUCAGCUGUGUGCAGACCAGCUCAGGCCACCGCCGGACUAUCCCUACUGUGCCAGAGUCCCUGAAUUCAUGGUCAGCCACUCUCAGGAGCACGGCCAGUACCUCAGAGAGCCUCCUCCUCCCUUCUACUCAGACCACCACAGGUUCGAGUAUGGGUCCGCUCAGCCUCCGGGGGCUCACAACGGCAUCAUCGCUGCCUCGGGAAAUAACUCGGCCUCGAGUGAGUCGUUGAUACGGGAGAACGAGCGUCUCAGGAAGGAGAUGGAGGUGUAUGCAGAAAAAGCUGCCAGACUGCAGAAGCUGGAGUUGGAGAUUCAAAGGAUAUCAGAGGCUUACGAGACCCUGAUGAAAGGCUCAGUCAAGCGGGAAACUCUGGAGAAAACAAUGAGGAACAAACUAGAGGCGGAGAUUAAGAGGCUGCAUGACUUUAACAGAGACCUGAGAGAGCAACUUGACACUGCUACAAAACACAGAGUCGCCAAGGAGGCUGAGUGCACCGAUCAGAAGCAGCACAUCUUUGUGAAGCUUCUGGAGCAAAACGAAGAGCAGCAGCGAGAGCGCGAGCGUCUGGAGAGGCAGAUCCAGCACCUGCGCGUCUCGGCGGAGGAUUCCCAGCGGAGGCGGGAGCUGCUGGAGCAGGCUCUGGCCUCGGCGCAGACCCGUAACCGGCAGCUGGAGGAAGAGCUGCAGAAGAAGAGAGCCUACGUGAAGAAAGUGGAGCGGCUGCAGAGCGCGCUGGCCCAGCUGCAGGCCGCCUGCGAGAAGAGGGAAGCUCUGGAGCUGCGGCUGCGCACCCGGCUGGAGCAGGAGCUGAAAAGCCUCAGGGCUCAACCGUCCGAGAGUCAAACAGUUGACGCCACGUCUUCAGAGCCCAGCUCCAGCACGCUGCAGCAGCAGUUCAGAGAGAAGGAGGAGCGCAUUCUGGCCCUGGAGGCCGACAUCACCAAGUGGGAGCAGAAGUACCUGGAGGAGAGCACCAUGAGGCAGUUUGCCAUGGACGCCGCUGCCACCGCCGCAGCUCAGAGAGACACAACCAUCAUCAACAAUUCACCACGUCAUUCACCAAACAGCAGUUUCAAUCAAGACUUGCCUUUGUCCAGCCAUAGACACCAAGAGAUGGAGAACAGGAUGCGUGUGCUUUAUGCUCAGCUCCUGGAGAAGGAUGCCGUGAUCAAAGUCCUCCAGCAGCGCUCCAAAUGGGAGCAGGGCAAGCUGGAGAAGCAGGGCCUUCGUCCCGCCAGAUCCGUCCCCUCUAUUAACACUGUGACCGGCAGCAAGGAGACUAAAGCGAAGAGCCUCUCGGAUGACCAGACAUGUGUUGUCGCCGCGCCGCAGCCCCAGCCGCCCGCCACCGUCAGGGUCCCCUGCCGAGACUCCAGCACCCAAAGCGACGAGGCCCCUCAGGAGCCCCGCCUCGCCGCGGAGGGGCCCACGCCUCCAGAGAUCUCAGCAGCUACCACCGACACCUCAGAGGAGCAGAAGGCGGCCCAGACGUCAAACAGCGUCAACGGCCCGGACGCCGAGAUGGUGGAGAUCCUCAUUUGAGUGGCCGCUGAGCCUUGUGUGACUGAAUGAUGGCGGAAAGCGUUGACUGAGGUGUGGAAAGCUUUCCUUGAAGUCCGGUGCAGAGCGCGUCCAGCUUUGUGGGGGAGAGCUGAGCUUUUCCUCUGCAGACUGUGGGAGUCCUUUCCGGUACCUGGACGGCAUUCUGCAUGACGAAACCAACUGGGCUUCAAACUCUGCAUAUGUCGUGUGCAUGGGUGUGUGUGUGUGUGCCUGUUUUUUUUUGUGUUAUGCAUUGUAUUUAUAUUUUGUAAAUGCUGCUCAUUUUGUGAUAAGAUUUUUUUAAAUUAUACACAAAAGACAUAUUCUUCUCGAUUAGUUAGAUUUUCUUCUGUUCUGUAUUUGGUGAAUUUCCAGUAGCGUCCCCAUUACCGUGACCUCUAAAAGUAAUACGACUAUUUAUGAAAUCACUCAAAUUAGGCAUCCUUCAUGUCUGGGGAUUAUUCUCCCUAACAACACAGCUCAAGUGUAAAUGAACAGUUGUUCGUCCUUUCAGAGGCGCUGCUCGCGGCUCAGCUGAGGAUUUGAAAACUUCCUCUGAAUGCGGAGCCUGCUCAUUUCUCUCCUAAAAAAGCCUGCGAGGAUUGACAGCGUUUCACUGGGGUCUAAUUUUUCCAGAUCCCGGGUUAAUGUUUGGGGGCCCUCAGAUAGCGACUCGCCCCAGGCGUCUCGCUCCCCUCCGAUGACACACUGGAGCUAAUCUUCUCACAUUCCUUGUUAGGGGAAUGCUCCCGUUAAAGAAAAAGGCUAUCUAAAGUCUGACCCCUAGCCCUUGUUAAAAUGGCAGACAUUCUCCACAUGAUUCCUUUUCUGGGACUGGUUAUUUCUUCCGAGCCGCGGUAACCGGUUCUACCAGAAGGGCGUCGAAAUGGUCAACUAUAAUUGGCCUGCAUUUGCUACUUGUUGUCUCUAUCCUUGUGUUAUAUUCAGCUCCAUCACUCAAGUAUCUCACAUUUCUGUGCAGCCCAAUGUGCUUAACUUGGAAUUUUCUAUUUAUUUCUCCCUACGUGAUGUAGGAUCACUGAACCUUGCUGAAUGUAGACCCCUGUUUUCAAGGAAUGUGCUUUGAAUUUAACUGGAAUGUGCCACAGUUCGGAUUUGUGCUUCUUUAGCGGGGAAAAGGCUGCUAAAAUUCAACGUCAGUGAGCUCCUGAAGGCGCAUCGAUGUUUGUGAUAUUGAGUUUGAUGUGGACAACAUUACCAAGAGGAGUAUUCGACACAAGCAACCUCACGUUUAACUUGUAUUUCCCUUCAAGUUCUAAAGUCGGCCGUAUUUCGCCGCGGUGCACAUGCUGGUCAGUGCACCGCGUUGGCCGGGUUGUUGCCCUUCUCGUCUUCUCUGAAUGUGUUUACAUGAAUGACUAUUUGAAGUGAGAGAGGUUAAUAUAUUUUGUUUGUUUUCCAUUCA